CCCUGACGUGUGUCUUUGUAAUAUCAGUUUCAUAUGUGGAGCGGACGAGGGAUUUUCGUGAUUUUUUUUUUUUACGCGUGCGAGGUAGAUCAGUGACCACUUGAAUAACGACUCCCCCUUGGUUUGCCUCCCCCCCCCUCCCCACCAUCUUCCUUUCUCCCCCUUUUAAGUGUGAAAUCUAUCUUCUGAGACAGAGACUCUGAACCCCUCGGUGCCCGCAUGACAUGGUUCAGUCCAGCUGCGAGAUCCGAGCCUCCUCCAUGCAUUGGGAUUUUUCUCAGCACCGACACCGAGUGAAUCACCCUUCUUUGACCAUCUGAGAACUAUCGUGCCUGCCACACCAAGAGAAAAGCCCUGCCAUGACUGCCGCUUCAAACCGGGACGGAGCAACGGGACUUGUGGGGAGACCGGAAUGCGCAUGCAGGAAAGGGGACGGAAUACGUAUUUUUGCUCUAAUGAAGGCGGGAGUGCAGGCGCACCAUUGGAGCCGGGUGCUGUUCUUAUAUAUGGGGCUACUGGCCGCCUCGGUAAAGGCUCAGAACUGCAGUUACACACUACACAGUCCCAAUGGGACGAUAGAGAGCCCCGGCUACCCUUACGGUUAUCCUAACUAUGCCAACUGUACGUGGGUGAUAGUGGCGGCGGAGCACAACCGGAUACAGCUGGUGUUUCAAGGCUUUGCCCUAGAGGAGGACUUUGACAUCCUGUCUGUAUACGACGGGCCACCCAGCCCGGGGAACCUGCGAACACGGUUAACAGGGUUCCAGCUGCCUUCACCCAUUGUGAGUACAGGCUCCAGGCUCACACUGUGGCUGCUGUCUGACUACGCGGUCAGCGGGCAGGGAUUUAAAGCUGUCUAUGAAGCUCUGCCCAGCUACACUUGUGGUAAUCCUGGACAGCUACUCAAUGGCCACCAGCAGGGUUCCACAUUCAACAUUGGGGACAAGAUCCGCUACAGCUGCAGCCCGGGCUAUGUGCUGGAGGGUCACACCACCCUGUCCUGCCUUGCCACUUCAGCGGGUACUGCUGCCUGGGAUUUCCCCCUUCCCUACUGCAGAGCUGAUGAUGGGUGUGGCGGAACACUGCGGGGCCAGAGUGGGGUGAUCACCACUCCCAAUUACCCAGCUGAGUACAACAACAACGCUGACUGCACCUGGACCGUGCUGGCCGAGCCAGGUGACACCAUUGCCCUGGUUUUCUCGGACUUUCAGCUCGAGGACGACUAUGACCUGCUGGAGGUCAGCGGCACUGAGGGCUCUUCACAGUGGUUCACUGGCCCCAACCUUCCCUCACCCAUCAUUAGCAGCAAGAAUUGGCUUCGUCUGCACUUCACUUCUGAUGGCAACCACAAGAUGAGAGGUUUCAGCGCCCAGUACCAAGUGAAGAAGAUGACUGAACUUAAGUCUCGCGGUGUAAAGAUGUUGCCUAGCAAAGACAACCACCACAAGAUAUCAGUUUUGUCUCAGAUGGGUGUAGCGCAGGGACACAACAUGUGUCCAGACCCUGGGAUCCCGGAUCGAGGAAAAAGAAAAGGCUCAGACUUCAGGCGAGGAGCCACAGUGCAUUUCUCCUGCGACGAGGGCUAUGAACUGCAGGGCUCAAAGAGCAUCAGUUGUCUCAGAGUGACAGACAGCUAUGUAGGCUGGAGUGACGAUCGGCCCAUCUGCAGAGCACCAAUGUGUGGAGGUCAACUGAGAGGGCCCACUGGUGUCAUCACAUCUCCAAACUACCCGGUCCAGUAUGACAACAAUGCUAACUGCACUUGGCUCAUCACAGCCACAGACACAUCUAAGGUGAUCAAGCUGACAUUUGAGGAUUUUGACCUGGAGCGAGGCUAUGACACCCUGACGGUGGGAGACGGCGAGGUGGUGGGGGACCAGAAGACCAUCUUCCACGUCCUGUCUGGUACCACAACUCCAGACCUUGUGGUUAGCACCAGUCACCAGAUGUGGCUCAACUUCAAAACAGAUGACACCAGUGGCUCCCUGGGAUUCAAGGUGUCCUAUGAAGAAAUUGACCAAGGCAGUUGUGGAGAUCCUGGAAUCCCAGCAUAUGGCAAACGGGAGGGGGCAGGUUUUCGUCAUGGGGACAGACUCUACUUUGAGUGUCUACCUGCCUUUGAGCUGAUGGGGAAGAAGAACAUAACCUGUCAGAAGAACAACCAGUGGUCUGCUAAGAAACCCAGCUGCGUUUUUUCCUGUUUCUUCAACUUUACCACUCCAUCCGGGGUGCUGCUGUCUCCCAACUACCCUCAGGAGUAUGGCAACAAUAUGCACUGUGUGUGGCUGAUCAUCACCAACCCUGAGAGCCGCAUCAAUCUGGCCUUCAACGACCUCAGCAUGGAGAAACAGUUUGACUUCCUCUCGAUCAAGGAUGGUGGAAAGGCUGAGUCUCCUAUUCUGGGUACCUUUUCCGGUGAUGCCCUACCUCCUCCUAUAACAACUAGUGCCCAUGUGGCCCGACUGGAGUUCCUGACUGACCACACCUACACAGACAGAGGCUUUAACAUCACCUUUACAACAUUCCGCCACAACGAGUGCCCAGACCCAGGUGUGCCAGUUAAUGGGAAGCGCUUUGGUGAAAGCCUUCAGCUGGGCAGUUCCAUCUCCUUCUUGUGCGAGGAGGGCUUUGUUAAGACCCACGGCUCACAAACCGUCUCUUGCAUUCUUAAGGAUGGCAACGUGGUGUGGGAUAAUGCAGUUCCCCGCUGUGAAGCCCCAUGUGGAGGGGAUCUGAAGGCUCCCAGUGGGAUCAUCCUCUCCCCUGGCUGGCCAGAACUGUAUAAGGAGGCCCUUAACUGUGAAUGGAUCAUUGAGGCUCCUCCAGGCUACCCCAUCAAGAUCAUCUUCGACAAGUUCCGCACAGAGGUCAACUAUGACGUCCUUGAGGUGCGAGAUGGACGUUUUCCCUCAUCACCUCUAAUAGGUAGUUACCAGGGUACCCAGGUUCCCCAGUUCCUCAUCAGCACCUCCAGCUUCCUGUAUCUCCUCUUCUCAACUGACAAGAGCCACUCGGACAUCGGCUUCCGCAUACGUUACGAAACCCUGCAGUUACAGUCGGACCACUGCGUGGACCCUGGUAUACCUGUCAAUGGACAGCGGCACGGCAACGACUUCUAUGUGGGCGCUCUGGUGACAUUUAGCUGUGAUGCGGGGUACACACUUAGUGACACAGAGCCUUUAGAAUGUGAACCCAAUUUUCAGUGGAGCCGCCCCCUGCCUAGCUGUGAUGCAUUAUGUGGAGGUUAUAUCCAGGGCAACUUUGGCACCAUCCUGUCACCUGGCUUCCCAGACUUCUACCCACACAACCUGAACUGCACAUGGAUAAUCGAGACCUCCCAUGGCAAAGGUGUCCAAUUCACCUUCCACACCUUCCACCUUGAGAGCCCUCAUGACUUUUUGUUGGUGACAGAGAACGGCAGCUUCUCUCAGCCCCUGUGGAGACUAACGGGCUCCACACUGCCUCCACCUCUCAGUGCAGGACUGUUUGGGAACUACACGGCUCAGAUCCGCUUUCUUUCUGAUUUCUCCGUUUCCUACGAGGGAUUUAACAUCACUUUCUCUGAAUAUGAUUUGGAGCCAUGUGAGGAUCCUGGAAUCCCACCCUACAGUACCAGAAAGGGCCUGCAGUACGGAGUGGGAGACGCCCUCAUCUUCUCCUGUUUCCCGGGUUACCGACUGGAGGGUCCGGCGAGGGUGACAUGCUUAGGGGGCAGGAGGCGGGUGUGGAGCUCCCCUCUGCCAAGGUGUGUUGCUGAAUGCGGCUCAUCCGUGACUGGCAUGCAAGGGGUGCUGCUCUCACCCAACUACCCCGGUUACUACGGCAACAAACACGAAUGCAUCUACUCCAUCCAGACGCAGCCCGGCAAAGGCAUCCAGCUUCGAGCACGAGACUUCAGACUGGAAGAGGGUGACAUACUCAAAGUCUUUGAUGGCAGCAGUAAUAAGGCUCGUCUGCUGGGGGUGUUUACAGGCAGCGAGCUGCUCGAUACAACCCUGAACUCCACCUCCAGCUCCAUGUGGCUGGAGUUCAUCAGCAAUGCGGAUAACACCAGUAAAGGCUUUGAGCUGCACUUCAUUAGUUUUGAGCUGGUGAAAUGUGAGGAUCCAGGUCUACCCCAGUUUGGCUACAAACAGGAGGACAAGGGUCAUUUUGCAGGGAGCACUGUGUCUUAUAGCUGUGAUCCAGGCUACACCCUGAAAGGUCCCGAGGUACUUACCUGCCUGCGGGGGGAAAGAAGGGCAUGGGACAGCCCCCUCCCUCUCUGUGUUGCUGAGUGUGGGGGCACCAUCAAGGGUGAGCUUUCCGGUCGUAUUCUGUCUCCGGGCUACCCAGCCCCAUAUGAGCACAACCUGCACUGCUUGUGGACCAUUGAGGCUGCCCCUGGAAGCACUAUAAGUCUACAUUUCCUGGUUUACCAUACGGAGGAGGUCCAUGAUGUGCUUCGGAUCUGGGAUGGGCCCCAGGAUGGAGGGGUCCUGCUGAGGGAGCUGAGUGGCUCAGUGCUGCCCCAGGAUGCCCACAGCACCUUCAACACCGUCAGCCUGCAGUUCACCACAGACUUCUUCACUAGCAAGCAGGGCUUUGCUCUGCAAUUCUCUGUCUCCACUGCUACCUCCUGCAACGACCCAGGCAUGCCUACAAAUGGGACCCGCGGCGGCGACAGCAGGGAGCCCGGGGACCAUGUGGUUUUCCAGUGUGAUCCUGGCUACAUUCUACAGGGGGCCAACAGGAUCACCUGCACGGAGAUCAAUGGUCGCUUCUUCUGGCAGCCAGACCCUCCUACAUGCACAGCUCCAUGUGGCGGCAACCUGACAGGUCCUAGUGGGCUGAUUCUGUCUCCAGACUAUCCUGAACCUUACCCCCAUGGAAGGGAGUGUGACUGGACAGUUUCUGUUACACCAGACUAUGUCAUCGCCCUUAGAUUCAACCAGUUCAGCUUGGAGCCCAGUUAUGACUUCUUACAUAUCUACGAUGGGCCGGACUCCCUCAGCCCCUUGCUGGGUAGUUUUUAUGGCACCGAUGUUCCAGAUCGCAUUGAGAGCAGCUCCAACACACUUUUCUUGGCUUUCCGCAGCGAUGCUUCCCUCAGCAGCAAUGGAUUUGUGCUGCAGUACACAGAGAACCCCAGGGAGUCUUGCUUCGAGCCGGGCAUGGUGCGCAAUGGGACUCGGGUGGGCGCCGACCUCAAGCUGAGCUACACUGUCACCUACCACUGCGACAGUGGCUACACACUAGAGGGAGACCCAACCCUCACUUGCAUCUUGGGGGGAGACGGCAAGCCGAGCUGGAACAAACCCAAACCCAUCUGCAUAGCUCCAUGUGGUGGACAGUACUCAGGUUUGGAGGGAGUGGUCUUGUCUCCUGGUUACCCUGGCAACUACAGCAGUGCACGAACCUGUGUGUACUCUGUGGUGGUGCCAAAGGAUUACGUGGUCUUCAGUCAAUUCGCCUUCUUCCAGACAGCUCUGAAUGACAUCGUGGAGGUUUAUGAUGGACCGACACAGCACUCCCGUGUUCUCAGCUCCCUUUCUGGAUCACACACAGGCGAGUCAUUGCCACUAGCAACCUCUAACCAAAUCCUGAUCCGCUUCACCUCCAAAGGCCAAUCCAGCUUGAAAGGAUUCCACAUGGUCUACCAGGCUGUGCCACGGACAAGUGCCACCCAGUGCAGCUCGGUCCCUGAGCCCCGCAAUGGCCGUCGGAUGGGGAACAACUUUUCUGUUGCCGCUGUGAUCCGCUUUGAGUGCAGUCCAGGUUAUGUGCUGGAGGGACCGAGUGCCAUUGAAUGUUUGACAGUUCCCAAUGCCCUGGCACAAUGGAACAGCUCCAUUCCCAGCUGUAUAGUUCCAUGUGGAGGCAAUCUGACCCAACGAACUGGCACCAUCUUAUCUCCUGGCUUUCCUGAGCCUUACCUCAACAGCCUCAACUGUGUCUGGAAGAUCACUGUUCCUGAAGGAACAGGAAUCCAGAUCCAGGUAAUCAGCUUUGUCACAGAGCAGAACUGGGACUCGCUGGAGGUGUUUGACGGAGGAGACAACACUGACACCAUGCUUGGCAGCUUCUCAGGCACCACAGUCCCAGCUCUCCUCAACAGCACCUCCAACCAACUCUACCUACACUUUUUCUCUGAUAUUAGUGUGUCUGCCGCUGGCUUCAGGCUAGAAUAUAAAACGGUGUCUCUGACCAACUGCCCAGAGCCUCUGGUUCCAAUGAAUGGUAUCAAGGUUGGGGAGCGUCUUCAGAUGAACAAUGUGGUGUCUUUCCAGUGUGAACCUGGAUAUACUUUACAGGGGAACUCACAUAUCACCUGUAUGCCUGGAACCGUCAGACGAUGGAACUACCCACCUCCUCUCUGCAUAGCCCAAUGUGGUGGAAUCCGGGAGGAGAUGGAGGGCAUGAUUCUCAGCCCUGGUUUCCCUGGCAACUACCCUAGCAACAGUGACUGUACCUGGAGAAUCUACCUACCAGUUGGUUAUGGAGCCCACCUUCAGUUCCUCAACUUCUCCACCGAGGCCAACCAUGAUUUCCUCGAGAUCCGCAAUGGUCCUCUCGAUACAAGCGCAGUGAUUGGUCGAUUCAGUGGCCAGGAUAUUUCCUCCUCCCUUCUCACCACCUCCCAUGAGACCACAGUAUAUUUUCAUAGUGACCAUUCCCAAAACAAACCGGGGUUCCAAUUUGAGUACCAGGCUUAUGAGCUACAGGAGUGCCCCGAUCCAGAGCCAUUCCGCUACGGAGUGGUGGUGGGUGCUGGCUUCAAUGUGGGCCAGUCCAUUUCUUUUGAGUGUCUGCCAGGGUAUCAACUAAUGGGACAUUCCAUCCUUACCUGUGAGCAUGGCACCACCCGCAAUUGGGAUCACCCUUUCCCUCGCUGCGAAGUGCCUUGCGGUGGGAACAUCACAUCAGACAAUGGGACCAUCUUCUCCCCGGGUUACCCAGAAGAGUACCCUAGCUCAGCGGACUGCUCCUGGCUGAUCACUGUGGCUCCUGGUUUAGGCAUCAAAAUCAACUUCACCCUGCUUCAUGUUCAUGGGCCCCACGACUUCAUCACUGUCUGGGAUGGUCCACAUGAGACAGCCAGGAAACUGGGAGUGUUCACUGAUGGUGAGCCCAACGACCCUCCCAGUAGCACAUCCAAUCAGGUGCUGAUUCGUUUCCGUAGUAACACAGAGAAGGGCGGACUAUUCCGUAUCAGCUAUCAAGCUUACAGACUGCAGUUCUGCCUGCCUCCCCCCAUCAUUCCUAAUGCAGAGAUCCUGAUGGCAAGCAAAGAGUUUAAAAUUGGUGAUAUAGUGCGAUACAGAUGUCUUCCAGGCUACCAUUUAAGUGGAAACAGCAUCCAGACCUGCCGGCUGGGAACACAUUUGGAGUUUGAAGGGCCUCCGCCCUCAUGUGAUGUGUCUUGUCCCAUGAAUGAGGUACUGACAGCUUCCACGGGUGUCAUCAUGAGCCAAUCACCAGGCAGCGGUUUCCCCCAUUUUGAGUCCUGCUCCUGGGUGGUCAAAAUAGAACCUGGCUACAACAUCACCUUCACUAUAGAACACUUCCAGACCAGCCGUCAGUUUGACGAGCUUGAGAUUUUUGAUGGCCCAUCCAGACAGAGCCCUCUCCUGAUUACUCUCAGUGGUAACUACUCCAACCCACUGAGCAUCACCAGCUCUAGUAACAAAGUCUACCUACACUGGUCCUUCGAUCACACUACCAGCCACAAAGGUUUUCGCAUACGCUACUCAGCGGCCUACUGCAGCCCUCCAAACAACCCUGUAAAUGGCACAGUGCACAGUCUGACAGGCACUAAGCUGGGCAGCACCCUGCGUUUCAACUGUGACCAGGGCUUCCGGCUUAUUGGCCAGAGCAGUGCCAUAUGUACCCGGACUGCACAGGGGAUCUACCAGUGGAAUGCACCAGUGCCACUUUGCCAAGUCAUGUCUUGUGGAAUGCCAGUGCCUCCGGUCAAUGGCAGUAUUGUGGGCCAGGACUUCUCUUUAGGAGCCAGGGCCACAUACAAGUGUAAUCCCGGAUUUCGGCUUUCUGGGCCUGUCACCACCUCAGUGACGUGUCAGGAAUCUGGGAGAUGGAGCCCCAUUGAGGCCCCGCCCAGAUGUGUUCCGGUGACCUGCCCUGACAUCGGCCACUCUGCUGUGGAACAUGGGAGAUGGAGGCUGAUCUAUGGUACUCAGAACCUAUAUGAUGCCAUAAUGAUGCUCAUAUGUGACCCAGGGUAUUACUACAGGGGUCAAAGGGUAAUUCGCUGCCAAGCCAACAGCACCUGGAACUACCCAAAUCCACGGCCAGUCUGCGACAUCAUCUCCUGCGGGGACCUUGGGACUCCACCAAAUGGCAACAAGAUUGGAACACUAACUGUGUAUGGAGCCACUGCCAUUUUCUCCUGCAACACAGGAUAUACCUUGGUUGGCUCUCGGGUACGAGAGUGUAUGUCCAAUGGGCUUUGGAGUGGAACACAGGUUCAAUGUCUAGCUGGCCAUUGUGGCACCCCAGAGCCAAUAGUGAAUGGACAGAUCAUUGGGGAAAAUUAUAACUAUCGAGGCAGCGUUGUGUACCAGUGUAACCAAGGAUUUCGUCUCAUUGGGGUGUCGGUGCGAAUUUGUGAACAGGAUCACCGCUGGUCAGGACGCACUCCUGUCUGUGUCCCCAUCACAUGCGGUCAUCCUGGCAACCCUACCUUUGGUAUGACCCAAGGAACCCAGUUCAACUUAAAUGACGUUGUGCGCUUUGCCUGCAAUACCGGAUAUGUUCUUCAGGGGGCUGUUAAAUCUUCUUGCCAGGUCAAUGGGCAGUGGAACAACGCCCUCCCCAGGUGUAAAAUUGUGAACUGUACAGAGCCGGGCCAUGUAGAGAACAGCAUUAGGCAGGUACUGCCCAGCGGGCCGCAUCGCUACAGCUUCCAGACCACUGUGUCGUACCGCUGUAACCUGGGCUACUACCUGCUGGGCACCAGCUCCAUCUCCUGUCAGGGGGACGGUACCUGGGACCGCUCCCUGCCCAAGUGCCUGUUGGUGCUGUGUGACCGCCCCAGCAUUCCUCCGUACGCCCAGAUCUCAGGCGAGCGUCGGACAGUAGGCUCAGUCAUCCGCUACAGCUGCAUCGGCCAGCGUACCAUCAUCGGAAACACAACGCGAAUGUGCCAGCUGGACGGCCAAUGGAGCGGCUCGCCGCCACACUGUUCUGGCGAGUCCACCGGGUUGUGUGGAGAUCCUGGCAUUCCUGUGCAUGGUAUUCGUCUAGGAGAAGAGUUUACAGUGGCCAGUGCUGUCCGCUUUAGCUGUGAGCCCGGCUAUAUGCUGAAGGGUUCACCAGAGAGAACUUGCCUGACCAAUGGGACCUGGCUCGGCACACAACCUGAGUGUCAUGUAAUCUCCUGUGGAAACCCUGGUACUCCACGUAAUGCCCAGAUCCUGAUCCACGAUGGCCUGACGUUUUCCAAAUCCAUUACUUACGCUUGCAGGGAGGGCUACUACUCUACUGGCAUGCUUACCCGACACUGCACUGUUAACGGGACCUGGACCGGCAACAUGCCCGAGUGCUCCGUAAUCCACUGUGGUGACCCUGGAGUGCCAGCCAAUGGAGUGAGGUUGGGCAAUGAUUUCACCUACAACCACACAGUCAGUUUCCAGUGUUCUCCUGGUUUCAACAUGGAUGCUGACCGAGCCUCAACUCUUAUCUGCACCAAGGACCGCACCUGGAAUGGCACCAAACCUCUCUGUAAAGCGAUCGUAUGCGGCCCACCACCUAUCAUCCCCAAUGGACAGGUUGUUGGUACAGACUUCAUUUGGGGCUCUAGCAUCAGCUACUCCUGCAACCAAGGUUACCAACUGUCCCUGCCCACUCUGUUAACAUGCCAGGGCAAAGGCAACUGGAGUGGAGAGAAACCCCAGUGCUUCCCUGUGUUCUGUGGAGACCCAGGGAUGCCAGCCCAGGGGAGGCGGGAGGACCGAGGAUUCACCUAUCUCUCCUCUGUCUCCUUCUCCUGCUACCCUCCCCUUGUCGUGGUGGGCUCUACUAGAAGAUAUUGUCAGUAUGAUGGCACCUGGAGUGGCACACAACCCUCUUGCAUAGAUCCCACUCACACUACCUGUGGAGACCCUGGCACUCCUCUCUUUGGAAAUCAGAACAACAGUCAAGGCUACCAGAUCAGCAGCACUGUGUUCUUCAACUGUAGAAAGGGCUACUUACUUCAGGGCUCUAUUUCUCGCACUUGUCUGCCCAACCUCACUUGGAGUGGUUUUCAACCUGAAUGCAUUGCCCACCACUGCAGCCAGCCAGAGCUGUCACCCCAGUCUGAUGUGAGAGCCAUUGAACUACCAUCCCUUGGCUACACGCUGAUCUAUACAUGUCAGCCUGGCUUCUACUUGGCUGGAGGAUCAGAGCAUAGGACCUGCAGAUCAGAUGGGAGCUGGACAGGGAAACCCCCUCUCUGUGCAGCUGAUAAUCGGCCAAGUGGUGAAAGCCCAGUGGGGACAGUGCAGGAGCCGCCCUCCAAAUUACCAGUCCCUGGUGGCGUAUUUGCUAAGAAUUCUCUCUGGAGGGGAUCCUAUGAGUACCUGGGGAAGAAGCAGCCGGCCAUGCUCAGCAUCACUGCCUUUGAACCCUUUAGCAACCGGGUUAACGGGACACUCAUCGACCACAGUGGAGUGGAACUCAAACUGGCCGGUACAUAUAAGAAGGAGGAGGCUCAGCUGCUGCUACAGGUCCACCAGAUCAAAGGCCCGGUGGAAAUCUUUGUAAACAAGUUCAAAAUCGACAACUGGGCCCUAGACGGACAUGUUUCCUACAUCUCUUCAUCCAACUCCUUUGUGUACCAGGGAUUUGUCAGAGGGAAAGGCUUUGGCCAAUUUGGUCUCCAGAGACUGGAGAGUUUAGAUCCCAGCAGAGAAAAUACAGGCUACAACUUUGCGUCCAACAGCAGUUCAGUGGCUGCAGCCAUCCUAGUGCCUUUUAUAGCCAUGAUCAUUGCAGGCUUUGCUCUGUACCUCUACAAACACAGAAGAAGACCCAAAGUCCCCUUCAACGGUUACGUGGGCCACGAGAACACUAACGGACGAGCUACGUUCGAGAAUCCUAUGUACGACCGCAACAUCCAGCCCACUGACAUCAUGGCGAAUGAGACAGAGUUCACAGUCAGCACAGUGUGCACAGCUGUAUAACAACUGCUUCCUCCAGAGACACCCUUCUCCUAUUACAUCCAUUCAUUCAUCCUGGAGACAGUUAGGGGAGAAGAAGUGCACCACAUCUUCGCCCACCUGCCAACAGAGGACAUCCAUAGUUCCUGUAGCAAAGGGCAAGACAAAGAUCAUUUUAUCUGCCGAAAUGCAUUCAAGAAACAUCUCCAGGCUCUUACCCGCGGGAGACGAGAAAAAAAAAAGAAACCAUGGGAAGACGACUGUAACAAAUGCCCACAACAAAAUGCUUUUUGUAACUUUUCAUGGUUUCUUGAUCAUUUUCCAUAUUUUGAGGAAAAGCUUCCACCUGAAACUGCAGCCAGCAGUACUGCUGGAAGCUAAGCUGUGAUGACUUUCCUCAUCAGCCUCCGCAUAAUCCCAAAGGGAAUUUCAUGGUCAACUUUAAGUCUAGAAAUUGACCUGUAGCUAACAGAGAUCUCUGUGCAAGUUAACAAUAUGGCGGACAGUGUUGGCCUGUGAGAGUCAAAGAGAGACAGUCUGGACUGUUUCGAUUUCCUCUUCUCUCUGUUUUCAUUUGCUUUUUUUUUUUUGUUCUCUUUUUAUACGCUGCUUGCUUUCUGUGAUGAGUAAUUGGGAAACAUGUUUUCCCCCCAACCGUCUGCUCCUGAGGCUGUUGAAAGGCCCCACGUCUCUAGCUGAGGACGGAUAAAAAAUUCAGUAAGUUUUGAAGGCCAUGUUGGAGACAUAUUCCAUCGCUAGUUUUUAAACUUAACUCAGUCCUCUUUUUUUCUUUUCUUUUUGAAGCAGGGAUAAAAUUCUUCUUGCUGAGGCAGCUGUGUCCAGAGCAGGGGUUAAAAGGUAGCUAGGGCUGCUGAAAAAAGCACUAAGUGAGGGUGUAGAGAGAAGUUAUGUGUAUAUGUGUGUGAGAGAGAGUGUGUGCAUGUGUGUGUAUUUAUGCACACAUUUUUGGUGGCAUCUGCAAUCUACCCAAAAUAUCUCUUUGUUUGUUUUGGCCCCAGACACAUGCUAAAAUGUCUCCACAUUUAUUUUAUUUUAUAGUUAGUAAAUUAUGAGGAUUGGGUUAAGGAUCGCCACUAUACCCGGGUGCUCUGGUCACCCAUACAACAAGCAGCAACCCAGAACAACUACAGACUGUAUAGAUCCACUGAAAAAACUAAAACUAAAGGCAGUGUCAGUCUUUAGUUUCAUCUUUCACCUGAUUUCUCUUUGCUUGUAGUGAUCCUUUUGCAAUCACUUGACAUGUUUGUGUCUGGGAGAGACUGAAAAGAAGGUGUGGAUGGACAAAUCCACCUCUCUAGCUGAUGCACCUGAAUCAAAAUGUUACACGAGGCAAUCAUCUCAAAUUUGCUUCACAUAAGCAUCGGUUAGGAUGUUCCUGCCUCUGUUGCUCUGAGGCACUUGAGGAGAUAAAGGCAUUGGCUGGGUCAAAGUAGGGAUGGUGUCUGCGAUUCAGUUUGUUUCCAUGGAUAUGUAUAAAUGCCUUGGGACCACGUCUUUUCAAAAAACCUGAACAAAGCUGUACUGUAGCACCAAGCAUGUUACAGAACAACAUACAGCACAGUGUGGUCAUGUUUGAACUCCCUCAAAAUGUACAUCUGAAGGCGCUUGAGUCUGAAGAAUGGAUGAGUCAGUGAUGCGUUCCCCCUGGAUUACAUUCAGGUCUUUUCCUCCAAGUUAACUUCUGACAGCUCCAUCCUUUUUGAAAAGCAGUCUCUUUGUUUUGUCUUUGCUUGUCAUGGACUUGUUGCAGAAGGCCUCCUCAGAGUUGUGACAGCGGGGGAGUUGCUAGCAUACUGAUUAAUCCCAUGCAUUAAAUUGGAAAUGAUAAAUAUGGUAAGGAAAACAAGUGUUUAUGCCUCUAAUGCUAACACCUCAAAUAUGUGGCAACUGGGAAGUGAUAUCCAGGAAAUAUUGUUUAGAAAAGUACACAGGAGGGAACUGUCAUUAGCUAUAACAGCAGGGCUUUACCUUGGCGGGUGAUUGACAUGCCUGGUGAGAAAUAUUUACAACAUUAAUGUUUUUGUGACCCUUAUAAUGUGUAUUUGUGUGUGUAAAAUGUGUGUGACCGAUGGAGUCGAAGGAAAAAAAAUCUACUGGAUUUUAAACACACUGCCACCACCUAUUGACCACUUACUAUCCCCAUACCUGUGAGUCCAAAACAAUUUGGUUUUGUUCAUUAGCGUAUACAUUAUAUAUCAAUGCAACAAAGUGGCUUUCACAGUCAAAAUCAACCUCCACACCAACAGGUAUUUUAAUGAAAUCAUUAAAGUCACCUACAGUACAUAAUUUCCCUCAGAAAUCCAGGCCUUUGAAACCAAUCACUGUAUUGUUCCUUCAAUUAGUUUCGCUGUGGGUUGGUAAUUGCUUUUACAAUUUUAUUACUUUUAAAGCUCUCGCUUAUCUCAACCGUACAGAUAGAAUAUUGCCCCUUGCCUGCUCUGGUCGUGAAAUGAUGGAAAAGGAAACGAUUGAAUUACCCUGGAGAUUUCAAGGGGAAAAGAGCAGUUGCACUCGCAUUAUCUCGAAGGCUUUGUUACUCAGUUCUCAUAGUUUUUUUUUUGUGGCUGUUGCAUUGUGCAUUUCAUUUGUUUUUAUUCGGAAAUUGCUCCAAAUAUUUCAGCGGAGUUGACAGCUUCAUUACAUUCCAGUUAGUUUCUGUUCAGGCCCCUUUCAAGUGGUCUUUCCAUUCAUUCCUCCCAUGGCAAUGUUUAGCACACUUUACCCAACACUGCAUUAAGCUGAGUUGAGUAUCAAACAAACAAAUGUGAUUAGUUGGUGCAAUAUGACAUGAUGCCCCCACUCCCCUGAUAGAACCGAUUCUACAGCAUUUAUCUAGAUUUAGACUGUAGAUUUGGACAACCAGUACAGAAGCAUAAGCUCACACAACUAUGAUUGUUUUACCUACAAGGGCUCAGUCAGUCAGCUCAGUUCAGAAACGGUUUAAAAGGGCCAGGCUCAUACCUUUUCAGUUUUUUUUCUUUCUUUUUUUACCUCCUCCAGUCUCCAAAAAGCACUUUACGUUUAUUAUAGUGCCUUGGUACAACCCUAUGAUGUUAUUAACCAUCUGGAGUGGCUCUGUCUUUGUGUUCAGGAGUUCCAAGCAUAAUUUAUGUAAUAAGAUCGGGGGGAUUAUAUCAGAUGUUUGAAAUUAGAGUUCUUUUUUCUGGGUUUUUUUGGUCAAGUCCUUGUUAUCAUCUCUGCCUGUAUAACCCCACGCACACACUCCCACACACCUACUGAAGAAACUGGGAGCAUUGAACCUGUGUUUUUGAUCUUACAGCGAAAAACUGAGCUCGUUAGGAUCACGCCAGAUAAACCAUCGAUUUUUGCCCACUUUCUGCUUUUCCUAAAAGAGCAAUGAGCUCAUUAGUACUGUAUUUUGUGUGCAAGUAUUAACGUCUAGGUGUUGGUGUUGUGUGCGCUUUUGACAGUUCACCUUUUCAACCCAAGGAAAGUUAUUCAAAUUCAAACAUAUAAGAUUUAGGCAUAAUUAAGAUAAAUUGUUUCAAUCAAUUCUCGAUGUUGCUUUAUUUAGUUCCGCUAGUUAGAAAGGUUUUUAAACGGGGGUCAAGGCAUUUUCAAGAAUCCAUGCUGGUAGUUUUGCAGAAUAGGGAGUCUUCACUUAAUGGGCACUACAUUUAUAGAAAUACUUUCUUCAUCUGGGUUAGUCAAAAAAGUUCUCGAAGAAGGUGCAGUUAUGUAAAAAUGAAGAUCUGUGAGUUCUGGAUAGAGCCGUGCUAUAAGAGUUUGAAGAGACUUCUUUCUUGAUAGCGGCCGGCCACUUUCUGGUUCUCUUUGCAUAUUUUAAGACAGAAACUCUAAUCAUCCAAGGUUCAUUUUCGUUAUCUGCCAGACCCAGCUCUGAGUUCUCUCCUGCUCACCAUCUUGUCUGUUAUAAAACACACUGCAGCUACGGUCUGGAGUUCCCUGCAUUUUCUCACAGUCAGGGAAUAGACCAAAAGCUUCCCAUUUCUUUUCUGCAGCUAGUGCUCUCACUUUUUUUUUAGCGCAGGCCACCUUGUACGAGUU
Molecule: messenger RNA, 15191 nt
Organism: Etheostoma spectabile (orangethroat darter)
Lineage: Eukaryota; Metazoa; Chordata; Actinopteri; Perciformes; Percidae
Gene: csmd2
Product: CUB and Sushi multiple domains 2
Source: RefSeq, a predicted model, not a curated record